Messenger RNA from Macroventuria anomochaeta, 1179 nucleotides. RefSeq names its product C4-dicarboxylate transporter/malic acid transport protein-like protein. NCBI's taxonomy places the organism in Eukaryota, Fungi, Ascomycota, Dothideomycetes, Pleosporales, Didymellaceae. The transcript is spliced from 2 exons. Gene Ontology annotation, molecular function: malate transmembrane transporter activity. Gene Ontology annotation, cellular component: membrane. The coding region runs from base 1 to 1179 and encodes 392 amino acids. Gene Ontology annotation, biological process: malate transmembrane transport. The record is from RefSeq and is a predicted model, not a curated record.
AUGUCAUCAGGAGGGGAUUCGUUACCAAAGCGUGCUCCGGAGAAGCAGGAAGAGCAAGGCAACAAUGCACCUGCAGUCGGCAUAAGGGGGCGAGUCAAGCACGUUACCUGGGCAUGGUUCCUGUCGACAAUGUCAACAGGAGGACUCUCGAUCGCACUGGCAGAGACGCCACAUAAAUUCCACGGACUUUACACCAUCGGCCUCAUCAUCUUCCUCUUCGACCUCUGUCUGUUCACACUUCUGUGUGUCUGCAUGCUGGCGCGAGCCGUGCUACACUUCCACCACUUCAAGAAAUCGUUCACCCACCCAGCAGAGUCCUACUUUCUAGGCUCAUUCUACCUCAGCAUAAGCGUUAUCAUAGGUUCAGUUCAACUCUACGGCGUCACAUAUGGCCCCGGCUACCCGUGGCUCAUCUCCACCAUCAAUGUCCUGUACUGGAUAUACGCAGCUGUCUCACUUCUCAACUCACUCCUCCAGUACUACGUCCUCCUUGCAUACAGCGCAGUCCGUCCGGUCCCCUUCCUCCCAAGCGCGUUCUUGGUGGGCUACUCGGCGAUGCUGACAGGGACGAUAUCCUCGCUCAUCGCAGGACACCAGCCUCCAGGUCGAGCAACUGCGAUCAUCAUAUCCGGAUGCGCAUAUCAAGGCUUUGGGUGGAUCAUAUCGCUCAUAUGCACCGCGUUUGUCAUCAAGAACCUCAUGGAGAACGGUCUGCCACCAGCGCAUCUGCGUCCAGGCUUAUUCAUACCAGUAGGUGCAGGAGCAUACACCAUAGUAGCCCUGAUUGGGCAGGCAAAUGCCAUACCAGAGACGUACGGAUACUUCGCUGCUCACCCCGCGGCCAAGAGCAUAUUGCAGACGAUUGCACUGUUCGGCGGCAUCUUCCUGUGGCUGUUUUCCUUCUGGAUAUUUGCAAUCGCAGUCAUGGUGAAUGCCAGUGUAAUGGGCAAAAUGCCGUUUGCGCUUACGUGGUGGGCUUUCAUCUUCCCAAAUGUUGGGUUCACUUUGUCCACGGUCAUGGUUGGAAGAGAAUUGGGAAGCGAAGUGAUACUGUGGGUGGGCAGUGUAAUGACGGCGCUUCUGGUUGCCAUUUGGUGGGUCGCGUUCGUUGGCUGCGUGCGAGCAGUGUGGUUGAAGCGCAUCGUUUGGCCAGGGAAGGAUGAAGACAAGGAUCGAUAG